GAUGCAAGGUAACCAACCAUACAGAGAAAGUUACUUGAAUUAUCACUCCACCUCCUUGGUUCAGAUUUUGUUUUUUCAAUUGUCUAGUAAAUUUGGGAAUAAAUUGUUAAUAAUCCAUAAUUUUUUCAAAUGCAUAUUUUUCAGACUGACCCUUAUUCAUUCCACGAUUUUUCAAAUACCUAGGAUGAAUCAAUUUGAUUCAAUCAAAAGUCUUAUAGUUUUCUCUCUAUCAAGAAUAGGAACAGCUGAUUAUCUACUAUAUCAAAGAAUUUCUGACCGGCAUACAUUUUUAAACUAAAUUCGACCAUGAAAUCAUCCGUUUGUGUUUACCCUUAAUGGGAGACGGAUUGAAUGUUGAAUAUAUUGACUUCUUCAAUCCUUGUCAAUAAUUCAAUUUGAAAUAUAAUAUUUUUAAGCAAGAUAAAUCUUUUAUUUGACGAUGAGUCUCAGAUUGUAUUCCUUGAUGUUUUCAAUGGCUUCUAAACUACAUCCGCCUAUGAUUACUCCAAUCCAUGGACGCAACUGUAUUGAAUCCUUGUACAUAAAACCGCAGCGAUUCAUUGUAUCAUCUCGCAGUUACUCCGUAGAACCACCCCCAUCUUCCACCCCUGGGGUGCAGCAGGGUCAGAAAAUUUUCGUCGAGAAAGAGAUCGAAGACGAAAAACGCAAACUGGCUGCACAGCUGAUAGCCAAAGGCAUCAAAACAAUGGAAGACGAAGACAAAAAGUUGCGCAUAAAAGGUUCGAAGUUGGCAGCAAUGGAUUGGAAGACGCUCGAGAAGAAUUUGACAAUUUGGCAGAUGAAAAUCGCUGAUAUUCUACAGCAGAUUCAGGAUAUGAUUCCGCAAAGUAUAAAAAAUAAAAUAAAGAAGCGUUAAUGUUCAAGAUAAUGCUCGAAUAAUAUUGGAUGUUGUGAUAAUAUUAAUUAAAUGGAUUUGUGAAGGGAUGCAA
Molecule: messenger RNA, 950 nt
Organism: Nilaparvata lugens (brown planthopper)
Lineage: Eukaryota; Metazoa; Arthropoda; Insecta; Hemiptera; Delphacidae
Exons: 3
Coding region: 440-877 (145 amino acids)
Source: RefSeq, a predicted model, not a curated record